Molecule: messenger RNA, 579 nt
Organism: Carya illinoinensis
Lineage: Eukaryota; Viridiplantae; Streptophyta; Magnoliopsida; Fagales; Juglandaceae
Exons: 1
Coding region: 1-579 (192 amino acids)
Source: RefSeq, a predicted model, not a curated record
AUGGUAAUAUCCUUUGACGAGGAGGAUAGACAAGGAGUGCUAUACCCACAUGAUGACGCUUUAGUGAUCACCCUCGUAAUAGCCAACUACACUACCAGGCAGGUGCUAGUUGACAAUGGGAGCUUUGCCAAUAUAUUAUUCUGGGAGGCAUUCGUCAAGAUAGGCAUCGAUGUUGACAAGUUAAGGCUCUCCCCAACACCAUUAAAGGGUUUCUCAGGAGAUACCAUCCAACCCAUAGAGGCCAUCACCCUCCCCGUAACAGUAGGAACUGGAACUCGGACAACAACCACAAUGACUGUUUUCUUAGUAGUAAAAGCUCCCUCUUCUUACAACGCUAUAUUGGGAAGAUCAACACUUAACCACCUUAGGGCGGUAACAUCCAACUACCAUCUCAAGAUGAAGUUCCCAACCAAUGGUGGGGUAGGUGAGGCAAGAGGUGAACAGGCCCUAGCAUGGGAAUGCUACAUACAAGAAUUGCGAAAGGUCAAAAACGAGGUUUGCGUUGUGGCAAAUGAAGCCUCACCACCCCACCCGCCACCUAAGGCGAUGGUUCGAAGAAGACAUAGAGGUCAGGGAUGA